Molecule: messenger RNA, 1066 nt
Organism: Neurospora hispaniola
Lineage: Eukaryota; Fungi; Ascomycota; Sordariomycetes; Sordariales; Sordariaceae
Product: tropomyosin
Exons: 3
Coding region: 428-913 (161 amino acids)
Source: RefSeq, a predicted model, not a curated record
GUUUCAGUGGAUGAGGAUGGAAAUUGAAAGACACCUAGCGGGAAGCUGUGAGCAGCCCAUUCAGAUGGUCAGACUUGCCAGACCGCCCGCUGGCGCGCUGAACGCACUGGGUCAACUGGACCAGCCAGGGGCAGCUGGACCCCCGAUCUGGGCACGAUGUAUGGCUCCCGUAUCUCCCAAGUCACGGCAGGCGAGGGAGACACGCAGGCGGCCGUUAUGGAGGGGAGGGGCACUCUUCAUAUUGCAAACCCACUAUCAUCUGUCCGCUACCUUCCUCUCCUUCUCCUCUUCCCUUCCAUCAACCCAACCAACACAUCCACACCAUCCUCACAAACUGCCCUUUUCGCACUCGAGAUACCCGUCAACUCGCAACAUCGCGCUCUUCUAAUCUCACCUUUCCACCACACAAACACAUAAUACCGACACAAUGGACCGCAUCAAGGAGAAAAUGAACCAGCUCCGCCUCGAGGCUGACGAGGCUUCGGCUAAGGUCGAGGAGCUCCAGUCCAAGAUCAAGGUCCUCGAGCAGGAGAACCUUCAGAAGGAGCAGGAGAUCACCUCCCUCUCCCACAAGAACAGCGUGCUAGAAAGUGAGGUGGAAAAGCUCGAGACCCAGGUUAAGGAAUUCAAGAGCGCCGCCGAGGAUGGCGCGCAACAAGGCACUCAGAACGAGACGCUGACACGGAGACUUCAACUUCUUGAAGAGGAGGCCGAGGAGGCUGACAAGACUCUCCGCGAGACCAACGAGAAGCUUCGCCAGACCGACGUCAAGGCCGGCCACUUUGAGCGCAAGGUUCAGGCCCUCGAGCAAGAGCGCGACCAGUGGGAGUCCAAGUACGAGGAGAUGGCCAAGAAGUAUGCCGAGGUACAGAAGAGCUUGGAAGAGUUCCAGGCCGAUAUUGCCAACAUCUAAGUUGGUCAACGGAUGCAGUCGGAACAUGGUGGAAAUCCCUUUCUUUACGUUUGUUCACAGCGUCACCGCAUCGAUAAUAUCAGCCUGACCCUUUAUGCCGUUUGUCCUCGGGUUGUCGAGUAGGGAGAUAAGACGGACAAACCAAGCCGUCAU